AUUUACUUCACAUCCUGUCUUCUUUGGUUUUAUAAACGUUUGAAAAUAACUGGUCAUCAACGGUGGUCUGGGACUAUUAGUUAAAAAGUCGCUGCCGUUUUUAAAGUCACUUGAAAUUCAACAGUCGCGCCUGAUAAAGGACGUCUGCCGGAGAUAAAGUUUGGUUUUGUUCAAAGUUCUUUGUUGUGGUGGAAUACCGACUACCGAUCAACCAUGGAAGUUGAAACUAAAUCCACUGAAAUCCGCUGCCAAGAGAUGUCGAAGGGAGGUCUGGCGUACGAGGUGAUCCUCGCGGAGCCGGUGGGAGUGCCGGCGCCGCGCCGCGCCGACUCGCCCGAAAAGACGCCUUCAGUCGAGGAGAUCCAGGAGAAACUUAAGGCUGCAGAGGAGAGGAGACGUAGCUUGGAGGCGAGCAAGAUGGCCGCGAUCGCGCAGAAGAUGCAGAAGAUCGAGGAGGCGUCGCGCAUCCGCAUGGAGCAGACCAACAGCUUCAUCGUCAACACCAAGGAGGCGCUGGACGCCAAGAUGGAGACGCAUGAAGAGAAGCGCGAGGCUUACAUCAACGAGCUGCGCGCGCGCCUCAAGGACCACCUCGAGGGCGUCGAGAAGACCAGAUUGACGCUGGAGCAGCAGACGGCGGAGGUGUACAAGGCGAUCGAGGACAAGAUGGCGACGGCCGCCGACAAGCGCGACGAGAACAUCAAGAAGAUGCUCGAGCGUCUGCGGGAACAUGAGGAGCAGGUGCGCAAGGUGCGCGCGGGCAACCAGGAGCGGUUCACGGCACUGGAGAGCGCCAUCCAGGAGAAGCUGCAGCAGGCCGCCGGCCGCCGCCUGCUGCUCGAGGCCGAGCAGAAGGAGAAGCUGCGCAACUACAACUCUAAGCUCAUGGAGGUGCGGUCUGCGGCGACGGCCAAGGUGGAAGAAAUCACGAAGGAAAUUGAGACUAAGCUGACGGCUGCUGAGAUUAACCGCGAGAAGGAAAUGCAAAGGAAACUCGACUUUGUCAAGAAGGAGGAGCGACGCGCGGAGCUGGUGCGACAGAACAAGAGCGCGCGCGCAGACACCGACACGCACGCACACGCCGCCGCCUAGACACAACACACACCACCACGCACCGGGAGCGCGGCCGUUGGACGAUUAGCUACCUUUAGGGCCAAUACAGCUACGCUCUAGGAACUAAGUUAGGCCGAGUCAAGUCAAAACCAACUUAUUAAAACACCCCUGCCACCCAAACACGUGACAAUGAAAUCCGUACGCUCUAGGAACUAAGUUAGGCCGAGUCAAGUCAAAACAUUUGGCGUGCUAUUGAGCCACGCAAAACUGCACCCCCAACUGCUACGGUUUUCAAAUGAUGUUUCAAAAUGACCAAAGUAGUCUUGUCUUAGAUCUGAGACAAAGCAGUUGACAGAGGUUGCACAGAUAUGAGACAAAGCAUAGGAGAGGUUAAAACACCCUUUGGCACGUGACAAUGAAAUCCGUUGUUAAUGAAAAACAUUUCUAUUACACGACGUGAAACGAGAGGGCUCCUCCGAAACGCUGUUUGCGUGGUUUUGGGUCUAUCUGACUCCUUCGCUCAUACUUUGCGUGAGAGGGAUGGCGAAGGGGCUAUUCCGAAACGCUGUUUAUGUAGUUUCGGGUCUAUCUGUCUCCUUCGCUCAUACUUUGCGUGAGAGGGAUGGCGAAGGGGCUAUUCCGAAACGCUGUUUAUGUAGUUUCGGGUCUAUCUGUCUCCUUCGCUCAUACUUUGCGCGAAAGGGAUGGCAACUUUCAAAACUUCGGAUAGCGUUUUUCGGAGUAACCCCCUAGUUGACAGCAUUGUAUCGGUGGUUUAAACUUGACUCUGCUUAUAUUUUGAAGGUUGCUUGUAUUGGCCCCAAAACCGACAUCUACGCUUUUGAGUCCUAAGCAUUCGCCCAACUACUCACCCCGACGCUGACCAAAGUAAAGGGAGAUAACACUUAAUUUUCGUAAAAGGUUUCGGAAUGUCGAAUGCACAAAUGCCUAUGAAUAGAAAAAGUAAUUUUAAACGUACACAAUGAAGACUGUAUCUUUGAGGUCUGACUGCAAGCAUCCGGAAUGAUUCCGGAAUAUUACGGAAACUUACGACACACCCAGGAAUGAGGAUACAAUCUGUCACUUAUAAAAUUUGAAGAUUCUGGAUGCUAGAAGUCCGCGCCUUAUACCGCUCCAAUGUAUGUCGUAUCUUCCGUAAAAUCUCUGUUCGAGUUGCCCUAGCUAGAUUGAUGUAUAAACUCUUCCGUUAUCUUCCAAAUGUCUGUGUAGUUGUGCUGAUUGGUAAUUUUAUAUAUUUUAAACAAAUCGAACAAGCACCAUUUUCAUAAAUUAAAAACCAAAUUACCAGUGAGCACAACAAGUAUCAAAGUACAAAAUGUUUCGCACACUCGAUGUAACGAAGUAGAAAAUAUGCGUUGUAGUUGAAAAUCGAGUAGUUAAAAUACGAAAACUCGAGUUGGUAGAUGUUUUUAUCGGGGAUUCGUUGAUUUAUCGAGCGCUUUAGAUUGACAAAGGAUAUCACUUUUAUAGACGGGACGAUGGCCUUAUGGGCAUUUUAUAUGGAUUCUAAGAUUUAGGUGGUUUUCGAUACAGAAACGGGUCCCGGUAAAGAUGUCUACUGGAGGUAUUUUUUGUGGCGUUGUUUGGCGGCCUGCGGAUCUCUGGUGAGUGUGUGAGGCGCUUACUUGCAAGCGUCGCGCGGACACGGAACAAUAUUGUGAUAGGCGGCCCUGCUGAACACCGGAUUUGCCAGCGUGUGGAAAACACUUUCACUGUGAAUUUUAUGACUAGCAGGAUUUGAUUCAAAUUCGCUCGAUGCUUAUUUGUCAGAGGACACUAGAACA
Ostrinia nubilalis (European corn borer) is the source of this 2858-nucleotide messenger RNA. It is a transcript of the gene stai, whose product is annotated as meiosis-specific nuclear structural protein 1. The transcript has 7 exons. NCBI's taxonomy places the organism in Eukaryota, Metazoa, Arthropoda, Insecta, Lepidoptera, Crambidae. Gene Ontology annotation, cellular component: cytoplasm; neuron projection. The record is from RefSeq and is a predicted model, not a curated record. The coding region runs from base 214 to 1092 and encodes 292 amino acids. Gene Ontology annotation, biological process: neuron projection development; regulation of microtubule polymerization or depolymerization; microtubule depolymerization. Gene Ontology annotation, molecular function: tubulin binding.